AAAGCACAGCAGAUUCACAAGUCAGCUCAUCGGUUAAGACUUCAGACGAUCUAUAAUCACAAGGGAAUCAUGAGCAUGCUUAAACUCAGGACACUCCUCCUUGGUUAUGCCCUUUUUUUCUGCCAGAUGUCCUCGGAGGCGGCACCAUCCAGUAAGGAGUCCAUGUCAGACGGGGUCACACUAAUGAACAAGGAUGCUGAAACGUUACUCAGAGCUAUCAAAGAGUUCGUGCAGAUAACCUCAGAUGAACCAUCCAAACAACCAGCUGACGAGGAGAGCAAUUCGACAGCACAAAAACGGGCAUGCAACACGGCCACCUGCGUGACGCACCGCUUGGCUGACUUUUUGAGUCGCUCAGGUGGACUUGGACACAGCAACUUUGUUCCCACAAAUGUUGGCGCACAAGCAUUUGGCAGAAGAAAGCGGCAUGGCCUGAUGCAAGACCAGAUACACGCUCAAUAAAUCAGACUUAUCUUCAGAGACAAAACUCCGUCAUCGUCUCGUCACGGUAGAAGGACCUUAAGAAGAAGCAGCAGUUCAUUCCAGAAACUAUCCUUCACAAACAUGGAAAUGUGUCUUUCUUUUAACUAAAUGCUCUGUUGUUAGUGAUUAGAAAACAAAGCUGCUCAGUGACAAGAACUGACUCAUUUUCUCUGCCUUGACCUCUGGCUCAUCUGCAUUUCUGACCCCUUGCUGCCAUAUUACAGUGUGUUGAAAUGGAAAUACUAAACUUUGCAUCUGACACAAAUGUUGACAAAUGUUCUGUGGCUGUUUCUCUUGCAUUUCACUGUGGAUGAGAUAAAUGAUCUGUGAAAGAUAAAUGUUGGAAUAACUGUAGCUGGGGAGUAGGAAUAAAUAGUGUUUUAGCUACUGUGUGACCUGUAUUGUAUGAAUUUUAGAUCUGAUUUAACAAUUUAUGCCAAUUCAUAUUGUAAAGGUACAAACAGAGAAUGAAACAAAGAACAUCGACAGUUAAUAUAUGUUAUGUGCAAACUUGUAAUGCAAACCUUGGACUGUAGAUUGUAGGGAAAUGAACAUGUCUCUCAUUUUGCUUUCUAGUGGUUACAGUAAGUUACUACUUUCAUAUUAAAUUCCACUGUGAUGACUGCUAUGAGUACUAACAAUAGUAAGAAAGUCAUGUGGAAAAGAGACAAUGCAAAAAUCAAAGUUUGACCUCAACAUGAAGCCUGAACAAUCAAAUUCCGCUUCACUCAACUUCAAGCAGAUCAGCAAAUUUCACACAACCCCCAUUAACCGAACAACUUGUGGGAACAUAUUUUUUUCCACAAGUUAAUCACUCAUUGACAAAGACAAAGGUCUACAUUGUGACAAGAGACAUUUCUGAUUUUUAGCAGACAAUAGCCACCUCUAGCUAUAUCUGUAUACACACUUAAAAGUGGAUAUCUCGAUCAGGCUAAAAUCAGGUUUAUCACACACAAUGACCUUUAUCCUUCAAACCUUUCAAACUGACAAACUAAAUAAAUACUCAAUAAUGAUAAAUCACAGCUGGAAUCAUGUGGCUUGUUAAGACAACAGUAUAAAGUUCAGUUCUUUCAGUGGCUUUAAUUAAUCUAUACUUAAACCCUUUUUAUUUCAAUUUUUUUUAGGAUUGUGAACUCAACCAAUCCAAAUUUUACCCAAUCAAUAAAAUAUUUAUCCUCCAAAUGCUAUAUAUUGUUGCACUGACAUACAGUUCAGAAUUUAAUAUGUGAGACUAAAGAUAGAGACGAUCACUUAUAAUGUAACGGACGCAACAAUCAUUCAUUAUGCACAAUGUACUAUUUUACUGAAAGUAAAGAAAAAUGCCUUUUGAAAUUUCUUCAUAAUGAAACUUAUUGUUGAAACAAUUUAAUUCAAUCUUAAAGCUGUUAGCAAAACUUAUUAUGUUAUCUUAGAGAUGAAUAUUUGCCACUUAGUUCAAAAAAGCAAAGUAAAGUAGGUCAUAGUUAAUUAUAAUUAAAGGUAAAAUAGCUUGUCCAGAGCACAAGCUAUUUGUCAUGGUGCUGUAAACAGCGUGAUAAGCGUUGUAACCACAGCUGCACUGGUGCACACUUAUAGAAACACUUUCACACCACUGGCACCAAACAAGACUGGUGAAGUGUCUUGCACAAGGAAACAUAUCUGAGUUCAACAGAAUAGGGAUUUGUAUUAACAACCCAGUCGUCACAGGACAAACUCCUACCUCUUGAGUCACUGAUACCUUCAGAGGAAUUAACAUUCAGUGUUGUAUAUUAACAGCCUGA
Molecule: messenger RNA, 2243 nt
Organism: Poeciliopsis prolifica (blackstripe livebearer)
Lineage: Eukaryota; Metazoa; Chordata; Actinopteri; Cyprinodontiformes; Poeciliidae
Gene: calca
Product: calcitonin/calcitonin-related polypeptide, alpha
Exons: 5
Coding region: 70-462 (130 amino acids)
Cellular component (GO): extracellular region
Molecular function (GO): hormone activity; calcitonin receptor binding
Source: RefSeq, a predicted model, not a curated record